AUGUACUCGAGUCAGGUAGAACCACAACAACCUGCCCACGUUAGUACGGUUCGCAGUUACCCCGCUAAAGUGAAAAAAGAAGCAGUAAAGGGCGCAGUGCCAGAGUACACCCUUAAGUACAGUCAAGACUCCAUCGUUGUGCCCCUAUCAGACCCGUCAAGAUUGCAUUCGAACUAUAGCGCAAGCUACUAUUCGACCUACCAGAGUGAGAGAAGCCGCUACGGCCGCCCUGCAUCGGGACUUGCCGUCCUUAAUGCAUCAAGUGUGCAUGGCUCUAAAUAUGACGAGGAAUACAAAUCAAACUGUGCGUCAACCUCGUUGAAGAAUUCAUCUGUGUCGAAGCCCGUCGAGAUAUCGUCUAAUCCUGCCGUUUUCAAUUCUAGCCCUUCCUUGCCCAUCCAGCCAACCUCUAUAAAGGCUGCUCAAAGUUCUUUCAUCAACAAUACCGAGGCAACGACUAAAACCAGUACAGGCUCUAGACAGGUUACAUCCAAGGACUACCUAAGUGACAAUCCGUAUGCUCCCCGCUCUAGUAGCGUUGAUGAGCUGAAUGAGGGAGCAUCUCCGAAUCGACGACCUACUGUACCGAAAUCGUUUGUUCACCCGGGUCACGGUGAGUCCACCUAUCUCAUUGACUACAUCCCCCCUGCCAAGGGAGGGAUCGCAGAUACAAUCGUAUACAGUCGCAGGAUACACCCUGAUACUUGGACAAACUCUGAUCGCGUUGAUGGAGGCACGGGGGGCCAAAAUAUAUCGGCUGAGUAUUCUCAGAACUACAUCGCAGUGAGAAUAGACGGUAAAGAUUACCUGGCUCAGCUGACCCCCUUUGAUGGCUCAACGCCUAACCAUUUGAGAAACUCUUUGCCAUUGCUAGAGCUCGCUGAAGAAACUGCACACGCUGAGGUGGUCCCCGAAGUAGAGAGCUGUCCGAGGACUCCAAGGCUCUCUAAAAAAGAACAAGCAAAGACCCCGAAGAAGGACCGGGCGAAGACCCCAAAGAGUUGCGGUACCAAGACGCUUCGGAAAUAG
Messenger RNA from Giardia duodenalis, 1029 nucleotides. RefSeq lists its product as uncharacterized. The transcript has a single exon. Lineage: Eukaryota; Fornicata; Diplomonadida; Hexamitidae. The record is from RefSeq and is a predicted model, not a curated record. Bases 1 to 1029 code for a protein of 342 amino acids.